AUGGCCUCCAACAUCCUCCGCAGACUCCAAGGAGGAAAUCUCGAAGUCUUCAAGUUCGGCAUGUACAUCAUCUUCCCCAUCGGAUGGAUGUAUUACUUCGGAACGAACCUCGACGACCGAUUCAGCGUCCCCGGAUUCUGGCCCACCACGGAACAAUCGCACAAGAUCCCUUUGGAGAGAGAUGAGAUCGACGCCGAGCUGUCGCGCAUGCGAACGGUCGACGCGGUGAAGCGGCAGAGACGCCAGGCACAGGCACAGGCCGAGGCGCAGGCGGCCUCUGCUGCUGCCAAUGCGCAGAACUCGGAAUAG
Molecule: messenger RNA, 309 nt
Organism: Aspergillus affinis
Lineage: Eukaryota; Fungi; Ascomycota; Eurotiomycetes; Eurotiales; Aspergillaceae
Exons: 2
Coding region: 1-309 (102 amino acids)
Biological process (GO): mitochondrial respiratory chain complex IV assembly
Cellular component (GO): mitochondrion; mitochondrial inner membrane
Source: RefSeq, a predicted model, not a curated record